ACUGGGUGAACAGCGUCACAUGCGAUGUUAUUCUACCCAGAUUUUGUUGAUAAUUCACCUCAUUCCCGAGUGUCAUAUAAUUCCGUAACUAGAGCAUUAUUAUAGAGAUUGUUAUUUAAAGUGGCGUAUGGAGCGAAAUAGCUGUUAAAUCUGCCAUUGGUUUCCGGAAAAAUCAGCAGUUGAACCAUUUUGCAUAGUAUGUUUACAGUGGGCAAGAUGUCCCUUAUCGCAAUGGCUCUGCUGGUGAUCACCGUCCUUCUCUCCGCCUGGCAGGUGGGUGCCAUUGAUGACUGCUUGUGGUACGUGGAUAAAAAUGGCACUUGGCACAACGGGGUCCCCUGUCCCCUCAUGACCUUCUGUUGUGGGAACUGCCACAAGCGCUACUGUUGCUUGGAUGGCCUCAAGAGGAUCACUGAGAGGGAGCAGAAGCGCUGCAUGCUCUUCCAGUUCAGCCCUACCACCAUCGCCGGCAUGGCUUCGUCCAUCCUGCUCUUCGUGGCUAUCAUUGCUACCAUGGUGAGCUGCUUCAUGUGCUCCUGCUGUUACCUCUACCAGCAGCGACAGCAGCGUGGCAGGACGCACUAUGAUGCCCAGCACAUCCCUAUGGCCCCCUACCCCGUGGAGCCCAUGUAUGACGCUUACGGCAAGCCGCUGGUGAUGGGACAUCCUGAUUAUCCACACUCUGGUUACCCAAUGGCACCUCAGUACCCUGGCAUGCCACAGCCGUACCCCAUGAUGUACCCCGGGCCGUACACCCCGUACCCCAUGGCAGACCCUGGCUACCCUCAGGGAGCACCCCCUCCUUACUCCCCACCCCAGUACACCCCCCACCCCAGUCACUGAUGGGAUGAUAACAUGUACAUGGUGGGAGAUGAGAGGAGAAAGACAAAGGAAGGACUGCGUCAGAAAGAGAAGGCGACCACGAGACAACUCGGCUCUCCUAGUGGUUGUCCAGUGAAAGAUAACCAGAGGCACUUUCCUUUAUUUACUACAUCCUUCAAUGGAACAGAGCAUGUGUUGAGUUGGGUUUUCCUGUCAGUCCUGACACUGAACUUGAUUCCUACUGACAGUCUGGACAAUGUCACACCAAGUGAAGUAACCAUCCUGCAUCCAUGCACUCACUCUCACAUCCAUCCAUCACAAUUAGGGUAACCCAUUCUAUAAAGUCACACACUACCGUUUGUUUGACAUUCAUUCUCUGUUGAAGACGUUUGACUUGAGCAAUGGUCAACAUCUAUUUUCACAGUCUGGCCACUACCAGAUUAAAGCCAACAUGAGGUCAUACCUGCCUGCAGAUAACACUGUGUGUGGGAGCUGAUUGUAGAGUCGUAUGUUGAAUAAAAGUCAGAAUGCUCAGAGUUGAUUGCUCCUCUCGCUCUAUCGGAUCCCUUUAGCCAGCUCUUACUGCAGGUUCACAUUCUGUGGGGAUUUCUUUGCCCUCUCACGCUUAGCUUGUCUUUCCAAAUAGAAUAUCAUUAACUCUAUUCAUAUUAGAGAGUCAGUUAUCCAGGUUCUGCUACGUCCCAAGGUGUCAUUGUAAUCAGUUGUCAGAAAGUUUAUUUAUUAGUGGCAUCUGUGUAAAUGUUUUUCCUGUAAUAUAUCAGGUCAAUGUAUAUUUAAUAACUUAAAUAACAAAUCUGAGCCUUAUGUCAUCGUGAAUUCAAGAUAAACAAUUUCAAUACGUAUUUUGUAAAAUAUAUUUUAUGUUUGAAGGUUUACAUAUGAACAAAUAAUGAUCGUUUUAACAUACUAUCGCAACUUUUAAAAACAUUGUACCAUUAAAUGGUUUGAGCAUUUGUUUUACAGGUUAUAUUUCUGGUUAUUACAUUUCUCUCUGAGCCAUCGUUGUGCACCUUGUGUGAUGUUAGAGCUGCACAGUAGGACAUGACGUGUAGGACAUUAUUACCAGCAGGUGAAUGGCUCAUCCAGGUCAAAUGUGUUGGAUAAGGUGACAUUCUAUUUUACCAUCACUGAGAUUCUUGAUACAUUUUUCCAUUGAAAACACGAGUUGUUUCAAAGCACACUGAGAAUCUUGGCAUGAAAAAGGUGGAACAAUUAUGCAAAAUAUCUAGUGAUUCAGCUACUGUUUAUGUGUCAAUGUAAAACAAUGACAUACUAUUAUUUAUAACCACUAUUGUUACUAGGUCACAAUUUGAAUGACUUGAUUACUUUGGUAUUUAUUGUCAACAUGUAAAGUAAUAUGCACACCACAAUACAUACUUGACUUUAUACUGGGUUUGCUGAUGGGUUUGCUUAAUGAAUGCACUUAUUUUAUUGUGUACAUUUAACAUUUUUACCAGCGUGUAAAUCAAAUCUGUUACUAGUAGAACGGUUACCAGAUAUUACUUGUUGGUUGUUUAAUGGAUGUUGUAAUAUAUAAUAAGUGCUGUUUUUUCUAAUAACAUAAAUUAUAACUUUAGAAUGUAAAAUGCUGUAAUAGCUGUCUUUAAUUGCAUUUCAAAUACUCAUAGUUAAAAAAAUAACAUUUUUUAUUCAUUGCCUUGCAAUCAAUGAUAUCAUUACCUUCAUUGUGUAAAACUUUAGUUUACUAGAAGGUUUUGUUGAUGACGCCAUCAAGGCGGUUUCUGAUUGGAAGGCAGAAAAGUAAAUAUGUUAAGCAGGGGCGAUUUUAGAAUAUAAAUCUUGGUAGGGCAAAUAAUUAGUAAAAAAAUAUAUAAAAAAUGUAUGCAUGCCAGCAAAGCCACAACGCUCAACAAUACAUUAAUUGCACUAUAACGGUGACCACGAACUGUUAGGGCCUACAUUUAAAAAAUAAAUCUUUUUUUUUUUGAUUUUAUUUAACUAAGCAAGUCAGUUAAGAACAAAUUCUUAUUUACAAUGACAGCCUACCUCAGCCAAACCCGGACGACGCUGGGCCAAUUGUACGCCACCCUACGGAACUCCCAAUCACGGCCAGAUGUGAUUCCACCUGGAUUUGAACCAGCAACUGUAGGGUCACCUCUUGCACUGAGAUGCAGUGCCUUAGAUCGCUGUGCCACUCAGGAGCCAAUAAAGCUGUCCCAACAACAGUCCGGAUACCUUACCAAUGCUAUACCUGGCUAUCAGCGGAGUAAUUACAUAUUACAUCAUUUGGCAUAUUACAUCAUCAGCAGCAUACAAUAUAUUUUUGGACUCACCUUGUGCUGUGCUCAGUUGAACAGGAAGGUAGCACGACGGUCCUUCGUGGGCAAAUUUUGUCAUCAAAGUCUGGCAUUCUCUGUAUUUAUGGUGCUUUCAAGACAACUGGUAACUUGGAAAAAAAUCAGGGUCGAAUCAUGAUGAAUUCAGUGAUCUUCAGGUCGGAGCUCUAGAAAGAGGCCUGAGUUCCUGACUUACAAUUCCGAGUUGGAUGACUGUUCAAAAUGUAUUUUCCCAGUCGGAGCUCGUUUUUUCCCCAGAGUUCCCAGUUGUCCUGAACUCAGAUUUCCUUGUUCCGAGUUUCGAGUUGUUUUGAGUGCGGCAGAAUUCAUGCUGGAUUGACAGCAUGGCCAAUAUUGAAUGUUUAUCCUUUUAAGCUUGGAAAAGAGACCCUUAAACCCAGACUUGAGACCACACACCCACUCCACUGAAUAGCAGGCUAGUGAUUGCUUUGCAAUGCUUGCAGUUAGCCACUGAUUCCUUCCAAACCACUCAUUGUUGAAUUUGUGAUUUCCAACUUGUUGUGUAAUGUUAAUGUCCAAUGGCCGAUGAGCACCAAUAUGUUUUAUGUAUAUUUUCAAUUAGUUAUUUCUCUUCAUAUGACAACGAUUAAAAAUGAUUUGCCAGUA
Messenger RNA from Salmo salar (Atlantic salmon), 3767 nucleotides. Its product is annotated as protein shisa-4. The record is from RefSeq and is a predicted model, not a curated record. NCBI's taxonomy places the organism in Eukaryota, Metazoa, Chordata, Actinopteri, Salmoniformes, Salmonidae.